Messenger RNA from Penicillium pulvis, 1713 nucleotides. RefSeq names its product sugar porter family MFS transporter. Gene Ontology annotation, cellular component: membrane. The transcript is spliced from 6 exons. Gene Ontology annotation, molecular function: carbohydrate:proton symporter activity. Bases 1 to 1713 code for a protein of 570 amino acids. The record is from RefSeq and is a predicted model, not a curated record. Gene Ontology annotation, biological process: transmembrane transport; carbohydrate transport. Lineage: Eukaryota; Fungi; Ascomycota; Eurotiomycetes; Eurotiales; Aspergillaceae.
AUGGUGUCUGCUACAACAUCAGAAGCUGCGGGGGCAACGACCAUCCCUCAUGGCGAGACUGGCAUUCGGGGACUCUUGCGUCAGCCCUACAUCUUGUUUAUGGCGGUCUUUGCUAGCAUUGGUGGGAUGCUGUUUGGUUACGACCAGGGGGUGAUUAGUGGUGUUCUAGUGAUGAACAAUUUUGGUAAACAAUUUCCCCUUCUCGCCUCAAAUUCAACACUACAAGGAUGGAUGGUAGCUGUCCUUACCCUUGGAGCUAUGGUUGGUGCACUGGCAAAUGGUCCCAUUGCCGACCGUCUCUCACGACGAUGGUCCAUUCUUCUCGCCAAUGGUAUAUUCCUUGUCGGUUCGAUCAUCCAAGCUGCCGCCAAAAACAUCGCCAUGAUUUUUGUCGGUCGUUUUAUCGCUGGUCUGGCCAUUGGUGGGCUGUCCAUGGUGAUCCCACUGUAUAUCAGCGAGCUGGCACCGACGAACGUUCGAGGUAGCUUGGUCUCGUUGCAACAACUCAGUAUUACUUUUGGUAUCAUGAUUGCUUUCUGGAUUGACUACGGAACACAACACAUUGGAGGAACGGGGGACAAUCAGUCUCCAAUUGCUUGGAGGCUCCCCCUUGCCUUGCAGUGUAUUCCUUCUUUGGUCCUUUCGGUGGGUACACUCUUCUUGCCAUAUAGCCCCCGGUGGCUGCUUUUGAAAGAUCGCGAAGAGGAGGCAGAGGCAACAUUGCUUCGCAUUCGUCGUGUCCCGGAUACAGACCCCUGCAUCAGACUUGAGCUCCUCGAAAUCAAAGCAGCAGUGCAAUUCGAUCGCGAGACAGCCUCAGUCCUCUAUCCCCAUGCGACAACGCCCCUCCAGGUAACGAUAGAGAGAUACAAAUCUCUCAUAACGGUCCGACAUCUCAAUCGCCGUUUGCUUAUCGCAUGCUUGAUGCAAUUCAUCCAACAAUUUACCGGUAUCAAUGCUAUUAUCUACUACGCACCCACAAUCUUCAAGAAUAUCGGCAUGACCGGUGAGUCAGUUGACCUCCUUGCAACUGGUGUGGUAGGAAUAAUCGAUUUUGUCUUUACAAUCCCUGCCAUCUUGUUCAUGGACCAAUGGGGUCGCAAGAAAGUGUUGAUCGUCGGUGGUAUCGGAAUGUCCAUCUCUCAAAUUCUCGUUGCAACAAUAUAUGCGGUAUACAACGGGUCUUGGGAGAGUCAUCCGGCUGCUGGAUGGGCAUGUGCUGCAUUCGUGUGGGCCUACAUUGCAAAUUUUGCCUUCAGUAUCGGUUGUGUCAAUUGGAUUAUUCCAUCUGAGAUCUUUCCUCCGGGUGUUCGAUCACAGGCCGUGGGACUGGCAAUCGGCACUAAUUGGCUGAGCAAUUUCAUUGUAGCAUUGAUCUAUCCAAGGAUGCUUGCAGCCAUCAAGUAUGGCACUUUCUAUUUCUUUCUUGGUGGGGCUUACCUCCUUUGUAUUGCGCAUUUUCAAUGGAUGAAAAACUUACUUGCAAAUGUAGCAUUUUGUCUCUUCCUCAUUGGCUGGGUAUAUUUCUUCGUCCCGGAGACACGGGGCGUUGGUAUCGAGGAGAUGGAUAAGCUCUUCGGGGGAAACCAAGGAGAAGUUGAUAUGAUAAGAAUGGCAAAUAUCAGACGACGAGUUGGUAUUACACCCGAUGGCCCCGAAGACUCCGAUGUCAAGGACCUCGAUAUUGGCAUUUCGCAGAUCGAGCAUGUCUGA